AUGGCUUCCUCAAUUGCGCUGCCUCGAAAUAACGGCACCGACAGCCCCAGGACGCCCCAGCCUCAACUGACCCAAAACAAAAGACAUGCUACUCCACAGUACCAUGGGGCCAAAAAGCCAUCCCAGGCGAACUGGUUUGUGAGGCUGUUCAGGUCGAUUUUCCGCUACAGAAAGACGACAUUGACGUUUUUGGCGCUUCUAGUUUUACUCGCUACAGUGUUGCUUCUGCACUUUGACAACUCCUUAGAAUACUCCGUUUCCUUGCCUACGGAUGACCUAGAGAAGAGCAUCUUGGACUCGCUGUGGCUCCACCUUCAGGUGAUUGCUCGUAAGAAGCAUACGUAUACUUCCAAGGCAAACGAUGAGGUUCACGAUUAUCUCGAGGAUGUCGUUAAGAGCUUCGUUGCCAGAAAGGAAUGGGCUGAGCAUGAUAACGACUUGAAUGGAACAAACAAGAUCAUGUACCUGGCAGAGCAGCAGGGUGGCGACUUGGUAACGUACUACGAGAGCAACAACGUACUUGCACGUAUCAACGGUACCAACCCAAACUUGCCUGCCCUCUUGCUUAGUGCUCACUUUGACUCGGUUCCUUCCUCGUAUGGUGUCACUGACGAUGGUAUGGGUAUUUCCUCUCUCUUGGGUGUUCUCGACUACUUGACAUCCAAGAAGGUCGACCAGCCCGAAAGAACCAUCAUCUUCAACUUCAACAACAACGAGGAGUUUGGCUUGUAUGGUGCUAACGCGUUCUUGUUCCACCCUUGGUCUGAACAAACCAAGUACUUCCUCAACUUAGAAGGAACUGGUGCUGGCGGUAAGGCAAUUCUUUUCCGUGGAACGGACUACGGUAUCGUCAAGCACUAUAAUGCCGUUAGAUACCCAUUUGCUUCUUCCAUCUUCCAGGAAGGCUUCAACAACGGCCUCAUCCACAGUGACACAGACUAUACCGUUUACUUACGUAAGGGUGGUCUUAGAGGUCUUGAUGUUGCUUUCUACAAACCUAGAGAUCUUUACCACACUGCAAAGGAUAGCAUCGCCAAUGUCAAUAUCUUGUCUCAAUGGCACAUGUUGUCUACAGCAUUAGACUUCACUAAUGAGUUGGCCUUCCGGUCGAUUGGCUUGGACUCUGAUCCAGAGAGUCAGAAGCAAAAUGCAGGCUACACAUCGUUUUUCAACACAUUCUUCCUUAUCUCAAUUGAUACCGUGGCUGUUCUCAACAUCAUUCUCUUGGUGUUGGUGCCAUUGUUGAGUUUCCCAUUGUUGUUCUUUAUUUUCAGGUACAAGAAGAGCUGGGAUGUGAACUUUGUGAAUGUGAUUAAGUUACCAUUGUCACUUAUCGUGUCCGUUGUUCUCUUGAACUUCAUCACGGAUGUGAUUUUCGUUCCGCUUAAUCCGUUCUUGAUUAACAACUCGAAGGGGGUGUUGAUAUCUACAUUGUUUUCCCUUUUCUUGCUUCUUAACUACGCUGUUUUGAAUGGCUUGAACGCAAUUCUUAAGCCAUUCAAGGGCCAUUUCCACGAUGAGAAGCUUAUCAGUAUAAUUGAGAUUUCUUUCCUUACUUGGAUUGGCUUACUCUAUUCGACUAUCUUGCUUCGCUCCGAGUCCGACCAUUCUGGAGAGUUCCACAUUGGCUUCCUUUUCUUCCUUCAAGCUUUGGCUGCUGUGAUCGGUUUACUCGGCUGGAACUUCAAGAGAGCCCCUAAGUCCGAAAACAACCAGGAAGAGUCUGCACCACUUUUGGGAACAUCGAGUGAACAUCAUGACCAGGAGUAUGAGAACACGCAUCGCAACUAUGGCUCACACGAAGACGAGUCUGUUGAAUCCUCUUCCUUGUCGUUAGGCUCAGGCUUCUCAGAGCAUUGCGAAGAACACGAGACAAAAUCCUUCGGCUACGACUGGCUUAUUCAGUUCCUCAUUGUUGUUCCAUUGUCCUCCUAUAUCAUCUACAAUAACGGCUACCUUGUCUUGGAUGGAAUGGACAAGCUGUUCCAGGAAUCUUUGGCAGCACAGAACCUCGUCUAUGUAUUUGCUCAGGCGUUUGCCGUUUUCUGGGCUGCUCCAUUCUUGCCAUUUAUCUUCAAGCUUAACAGAGUGGUUGUCCUUCUUCUUGCUGUUGCUUUGAUCCAAGGUAUCUUUGUUAUCAACUUCACAAACCCAUUUGACCAGGCAAACCCACUCAAAUUAAGGUUCUUAGAAACUCUUGACUUGAAUGUGACGCCAGCAACCAACUCUGUUCAGGUAUACGGUCGUGAUGACUCCUUUGUUGAGAACAUCUUGCGUGAUAUCCCCUCCGUUAAACAGCAGGGCGCCAAGGUCAGCAUCGAAUCCAUUGGCGACGGAAAUGCUGUCUAUGAAUAUCCAUCCCAAUGGGAACCAAUUAUUGCUCCUGGUGUUAAAGAUGUGCACGACUAUUUGAAGAUUGAUGUGCUCAAGAACUCGUCGUCCGAGACGAGCUCUCCAUUUGGCUUGCUCACAGGAGAGAUCCGCCUUCUUGCACCCAAAAACAGAAACUGUAGAAUUGACUUCAACGUUUCUGAUUCUGUCACCAAAAUCUUCGAUACCAUGUCCAAGCCAAAGCAGUCGCCAGUUAGAACUGCAAUUGUCUACAAAGAAGGCGCCGAGAAGAAUUCUUCCACACCAGGAUACCUCAUAAACGGUAUUCCAGAAGGCUUCUCUAGAGAUUCAGACGGAAACUACUUGUACAAGGAUUUCAACGGUAUCAAGACCAUCCAGUUGAACAAGCUUGACUGGGACAAGGAAUACCACUUGGCUUUCCAAUGGGUGCCUGAUGUCGUUGACUCUAGUGCCGUUGAAGCCUCCAAGGUAACCGUCAAGAAGCUUGGUAUCAAUGUACAAUGCUACUGGAGUGAAACAGGAUAUGUUGCAGACAAGAAGAGUGAAGUUAAAGAGAGGAUUCCCGCAUAUGAUGAGCUUCUUCACUACUCGCCUAACUACGUGAGUUGGGCCAACCGGGAACGUGGCUUGGUUUCUGCGACUAGAUAUGUUGAGAUCUAG
This is a messenger RNA of Candidozyma haemuli, 3012 nucleotides long. RefSeq lists its product as uncharacterized. Lineage: Eukaryota; Fungi; Ascomycota; Pichiomycetes; Serinales; Metschnikowiaceae. Gene Ontology annotation, molecular function: metalloexopeptidase activity. Gene Ontology annotation, biological process: proteolysis. Bases 1 to 3012 code for a protein of 1003 amino acids. The record is from RefSeq and is a predicted model, not a curated record. The transcript has a single exon.